AUGCUGCGACAUCUAUCGGCGGGAGGCUUCUUGUCUCAUUGCAGGUGGAACUCGUUGUUGGAAAGUAUGCUAAGUGGCGUGCCUAUGAUAGCUUGGCCUAUGUAUGCGGAGAAGAAGAUGAAUGCGACGAUGCUUACAGAGGAGGUAGGAGUGGCCGCCCGCCCCAAAGUUGUGCCGACCAAAGCAGCGGUGGGAAGGGAGGAGAUUGAGAUGAUGGUGAGGAAAGUUAUGGAGGGUCAGGAAGGGAAGGCUAUGAGGGCUAGAGUUAAGGAACUAAAAAUCAGUGGGGAGAAGGCUUUGAGUGAGGAUGGUUCUUUCACGGCUGUGUCUCAUUUGGCAAAGGAAUGCAUAAUGAACUCCCAAUGCCAGAAAGUCAAGGCUCUGUGA
Messenger RNA from Corylus avellana, 387 nucleotides. Its product is annotated as anthocyanidin 3-O-glucosyltransferase 5-like. The record is from RefSeq and is a predicted model, not a curated record. Gene Ontology annotation, molecular function: UDP-glycosyltransferase activity. Lineage: Eukaryota; Viridiplantae; Streptophyta; Magnoliopsida; Fagales; Betulaceae.